AUGAAACCACUCAAAUCUGAUCGCGUUCAAGAUUGGAACAAAAAGGACAUUCAAACAUGGUUAUCAUUAAACGGAUUAUCAGAAUACUAUAUUGAUUUUGUAGAAUGUGGAAUAACUGAUGGAUCUCUGUUGAAGAAUAAAAUUGGUGGAAUUUCGUCCGAACAAGAUUUGAAAAAUUGGGUUUCGAAUUUUGUAUUUGCUUUUGGUCACUUGAGAAAAUUAUACUCUGCUAUUAAUCAUUUAAAAGAUAACGCAUUUGUAUUUAAUAUGGAAAGUGUUAAUUUUGAAAGUGAAAGACAGAAAAAUGAUAAAUUGAGUGGUAAAUCAAGUAGUUUUGUGAGUAAAGCAACUGUUAUUGAUUCUGGUAUGAUUAGAAAUCGUGAUGUCAGAACAUUAACAGCUCACGAAGUUGUCUCACUUAUUAGAAACGAUUCUCGUAUUGUAAAAUUGAAAGAUGAAAAUUUGGGAAUUGGAGCUUGGUCAAAGGAACAUGAAGAAACAUUCCUUUCACACAAAAUUGAUGGUCAAAUUUUCAUUAAUAUUACAAAACCAUCCGAUUAUGGAGAUUAUGUUUUUGAUAAAUUGAGACCUGUUUAUUCAGAUGGUUUACGUGCUGAGCUUUUUGAAACUCUUACAAAAAUUUCACAAGAUAUUUAUGGUAAUGGAUAUAGAUAUGUUGAUCCAAUUGAUAGAAGUUCAACAACUGUUUCUGAUAUUAUUUCACAAUCAGGUCAAUCAUCCGAUAGUUCUUUUCCAUUGCUAACUCAUCAAGAACAAUUGGGAGUUAUCAUUGGUAAAAUCAGACAAUCAUCAAAGAAGGUUCAAAAUAUGAGCGAUGACGACUUGAAGGAAUAUGCAGAGAAUUUGUGUACUAUUGAAGGUCUUAAAAAGGCCUAUCUCAACAAGGAAUUUAAUGCUAUCAAGAAAUUAUUUAGUUCAAUGAGAAAUAUUUCACAACAUGGAUCUAAGGGAUUUUCUUUAAAUUCCAAAUCAGAAUCCAAAUCAUUGAUUGGUAUGACUGAUUCAGCCUCUCUUGAUAAACUUCCUUCCGACAUUGAAGAAGCUGAGGAAUUGAGUAAGAAACUUGCCACUCGUUUCAGAGAUACCAUCAAGGUCAAGUUGGUAAUUGCUGAAAUUGCCAAAAAUAAGAAGGAGAGAACUAUGAGAAGAUUACUCUCUCCAAUUAUGAGUUCAGUUUCCAUGUCUCCUCAAUUUGGUUUAUUCCACUCUGGUGUAAUUUUAGGACCAUGGUUGAUUGAGUGGAAUAGUAGUUCAUUGUGUAUUCCUCGUCGUUGUUAUAGUAAUGCAGCAACACUUGCCAUUGAUAUACAGGAAAUUUCCACAAAGAAUUUGGAUGUUGCUAUUGAAAAGGUUAGUCAGGUCAUUUCCGAAUGGAAUGUGCAUCGUGCCUAUUCUCAACACUCAUCCAAUUGUCAACAUUUCGUUGAUGAUAUUUGUAAAGCUCUUGGUAUCAAGAUGAACUUUUCAGGAUCCAUGCAACACUAUGUGGAAAAAUUGAGAACUAAGGGUUUGUGUAAUAUUAGAUGGAGAGUUCCUGAUGAUAUUAGAGAAUUGGUUGGAAUUAAGGAAAAGAAGAUUACAUUCUACACUCACAAACAAUUGGAUAUUCUAGUUUGUACAAUUCUCUCAAAGAUUCCAGAUUUCCAAGAAAAGUACGAGGAGGAUUACAUGUUAUUGAAGAGUUUCGAUCGUGCAUUUUGGUUACGUUCAUUCAAAUCUCCUCAAAAUGCCAAUUAUCAUGCCAUUACACCAGAGGAAAAUAGAAAAUACAGUGGAUUGAAGAGUGAAGACGAUGAUGAUAUGGGAGUUUUUGGAGAAUGUGAUGAUGAAGGUGAUGGAAAUGGAGAUGGAACAGGUUGUCCAUUUGGUCAUCCAGAAUCUCGUUCUUUCACUGCUGAUUGGUGGUAA
Messenger RNA from Naegleria gruberi, 1929 nucleotides. RefSeq lists its product as uncharacterized. The transcript has 4 exons. The coding region runs from base 1 to 1929 and encodes 642 amino acids. The record is from RefSeq and is a predicted model, not a curated record. Gene Ontology annotation, molecular function: protein binding. Lineage: Eukaryota; Heterolobosea; Eutetramitea; Acrasida; Naegleriidae.